AUGGAUCUCAACGGGCCUGCCAUUCCUCCGCCUCCUGGUGAGGUGUCGAUUCUUGAUAAUCCUCCAAAUCGCAAUGACCUCGCUUUGGGAGUCCAAAUCGGCACUUGUGCAAUUGCUACAAUUUGCUUCUUUCUUCGAAUCUACGCCCGUGUAAUCAUUUCACGAAAAUUCCAAGCCGAAGAAAUCAUGGCGAUAUUGGCAUACGGAACUUAUUGGGGUGCCAUCAUUCCUUCAUUCAAAAUGCUCAAGUAUCCUGGCUACUUCGUCCACGCGUGGAAUGUGCGUCUUAUAGAUGUCAUCCCGACAACUUACUGGGUCUUUGUUUAUGGUGUCUGCUACUCUAUUGUGCUUCCGCUGCUCAAGGUUGCCAUCUUGACUGAGUGGGUACGACUCUUUGUUCCCACCUCAAAAAACAAAAAUCCCUUCUUUUGGGGAGCCGCCGCGAUUGCGUUUGUGCAAAUUGCGUCUGGCAUUGGUAUCGUAAUUGCUCUCAACCUCCAGUGCAUUCCCCAUGAGCGCCUCUGGGAUUUCAGAAUUCCUGGCAAGUGCUUCAACCUGUAUACGCUCCAGGUCAGCUCCGCGAGCAUCCAGCUUGCCUCGGAUAUUGCCAUGUUUUGCCUGCCGCAGCACACAAUCUGGACCUUGAAGAUGACCUGGCAAAAGAGACUUGGUGUUGCUGCCAUCUUCGGUAUGGGUGUAAUUGCUAUCGUUGCAGCAUCUUUCCGAGUCGAUGUCACUGUCAAGCACGGCAACUCCCCAGACUCCCUCUAUACCCUCGCCCCUAUCGUGUUUUGGGCCUCGGCCGAGAUGACAUGCGGAUUCUUCAUCCUUUGCGUACCCUGCAUUCCCAAAAUUAUACAAGAAGCAGGUGUUGUCCCUGCGCUCAAGAAAGGAACGAGCAUGUUUCACUCUGGCAGCAAAUCCAACGGGGGUUCAAAUGGCUAUGCUCGCGGCGGCGGCACCACCAAGACGUCCGUGUCCGCGAACAAGGACUAUUAUCAACUGGAAGAGGAUGGUUUACACAUGAAGAACCUUUCAGAAUCCACGGAACAGUUACACCAAGGCGUCCAUAGCUCUGCCAUCACACGAACCACGCGCGUGACAGUGACCAACGACAGCCGCUCUAUCAGCGAUUCCGACGGCAAGGAGGGUGCUUGGGGUAAUUAG
Molecule: messenger RNA, 1167 nt
Organism: Trichoderma breve
Lineage: Eukaryota; Fungi; Ascomycota; Sordariomycetes; Hypocreales; Hypocreaceae
Exons: 5
Coding region: 1-1167 (388 amino acids)
Source: RefSeq, a predicted model, not a curated record